AUGAGACUGAACUUGGAAAAAUAUAUGAACUAUAGAGUGAAAGUAAGGAUGAGAGAUGGGAGGUGGAUGGAGGGAACAAUGAUGGCUAUAGACGAAGACGUAAAUGCAGUCCUUGAUGACACAGAAGAGUUCAGGAGAAUGAAAGGAAGUAAGGAGACGAGACGCAGGACUCUGGGGCUGGUAGUAGUUAGGGGUGGUUUCGUAGUAGAUGUAGAGGUCAUCAGUAAGCCGUAUUCAUAG
Molecule: messenger RNA, 240 nt
Organism: Encephalitozoon hellem ATCC 50504
Lineage: Eukaryota; Fungi; Microsporidia; Unikaryonidae
Product: Sm-like protein
Exons: 1
Coding region: 1-240 (79 amino acids)
Biological process (GO): mRNA splicing, via spliceosome
Cellular component (GO): catalytic step 2 spliceosome; U2 snRNP; U5 snRNP
Molecular function (GO): RNA binding
Source: RefSeq, a predicted model, not a curated record